This is a messenger RNA of Nipponia nippon (crested ibis), 1256 nucleotides long. Lineage: Eukaryota; Metazoa; Chordata; Aves; Pelecaniformes; Threskiornithidae. The record is from RefSeq and is a predicted model, not a curated record.
CUUCCUUUGGGAGUUCGAGCCCAGUUGGCUCUUUAUCAUCUGAGGAUCAUGACUUUGACCCAUCCGCUGAAAUGCUGGUACAUGACUAUGAUGAUGAGCGAACUCUCGAAGAAGAGGAAAUGAUGGAAGAAAGCAAAAAUUUCAGCUCUGAGAUUGAAGAUUUAGAAAAGGAAGGAAACAUGCCAUUGGAAGAUUUACUGGCAUUCUAUGGCUAUGAACCCACGAUUCCAGUUAUGGCAGGUUCCAGUGCAGAUAGCUCUCCAAGUGAACUUGCGGAUGAACUUCCAGAUAUGACUCUAGAUAAAGAGGAAAUCGCUAAAGACCUCUUGUCAGGUGAUGAUGAAGAAACACAGUCCUCUGCUGAUGACUUGACACCAUCAGUUACUUCACAUGAGGCUACUGACUUCUUUCCUCGGCCAUUAAGAUCAAACACUACAUGUGAUGGAGAUAAGGAAUCAGAUGGUGAAGAUGUAGAGGCCGACAAUGGUAAUGCAUCUGAAGAUUUGAGAAAGGAAAUAAUGGUUGGUUCACAGUACCAGGCUGAAAUUCCACCUUACCUUGGCAGAUACAGCGAUGAUGAAAAGCCCUAUGAAAAUGAAGACCAUUUACUUUGGAAACCUGAUGUGAUCUCAGAAAGUAAAGUUAAAGAAUACCUUUUUGAAACCUCCUUAAGAACAGGAAAUGAAAAAAUGAUUGGCAGAAUUCCUGAAGGACUGCAUACACGGGACAAUGAACAAGCGCUGUAUGAACUUCUCAAGAGUAGCCAUAAUGUUAAAGAAGCAAUUGAGAGAUACUGCUCAAAUGGAAAGGCAUCUCAGGAAGAGAUGACGGCAUGGACAGAAGAAGAAUGCAGAAGCUUUGAACAUGCACUUCUCAUUUAUGGGAAAGACUUUCAUCUCAUACAGAAAAACAAGGUAAGAACCAGAACAGUUGCUGAGUGUGUAGCUUUCUAUUACAUGUGGAAAAAGUCAGAACGUUAUGAUUACUUUGCUCAGCAAACAAGAUUUGGAAAGAAGAGAUAAAAACAUCAUACAGGACCACCAGUUGACAGAAAUCAAUUGCUGCUGCCAGUUCCAGACCAGGCCUUGCUCUCCCCUACGUACGAGCUGUCCCUGAAGCAGGCUGUCAGGCUUCAGUAUUUCAGCAAGGAGAAGCUAGUCCCAGGUACCCUGUCAGUGACAGGCAGCCUGCACUUCAGCACUGCAAUCCCCCGCCGCCGUGCAAUGUUCGCAUCCGGGAGGCGGGAAGCGCAGUAA